Molecule: messenger RNA, 357 nt
Organism: Ascochyta rabiei
Lineage: Eukaryota; Fungi; Ascomycota; Dothideomycetes; Pleosporales; Didymellaceae
Product: UMP/CMP kinase
Exons: 1
Coding region: 1-357 (118 amino acids)
Source: RefSeq, a predicted model, not a curated record
AUGGCCACUCCCACACCAACCAUGCCUGCAACACUCACCACCCUCAAGAUUCGCACCGCCCGUCUCGCUCUGCCCACAGCUGCCCGUCAGUUCAGCACCAGCUCUCCACGCUUCUACCGCCGCCAGCCCGGUGACCCCACAGGGCCCAACGAACCCCCGACCCACAUCAGUGCUCCUAAGAGCAAGUCCCCCCUGAAAGUCUGGCCCAUUCUCGCCAUCUUUGCUCUCGGUGGUUUUCUCUUCAAGAAAAUCGUUGAUGAGCGCGAGGGCCAGUACAAGCCCGUUGGACCUAUUGCCGGCCACUCUCCCAGUUCCAAGCCAGCUACACCGCGAGCCAACAACCCCGUACCCCACUAA